This is a messenger RNA of Anoplophora glabripennis (Asian longhorned beetle), 1683 nucleotides long. RefSeq lists its product as uncharacterized. The transcript has 3 exons. NCBI's taxonomy places the organism in Eukaryota, Metazoa, Arthropoda, Insecta, Coleoptera, Cerambycidae. Gene Ontology annotation, molecular function: DNA binding. The coding region runs from base 1 to 1683 and encodes 560 amino acids. Gene Ontology annotation, cellular component: nucleus. The record is from RefSeq and is a predicted model, not a curated record.
AUGAGGACUUUUAUGAAUCGCCAUCCGAGACUUUCUUUACGUAAACCGGAAAACACAAGCGUUGCUAGGGCAUCAGCUUUUAACAAGUACAAUGUCGACGUUUUCUUCAAUAACUAUGAAGAGGUCCAAAGGAAAUAUAGCGUCGAACCAAGUAAUAACCAGAUACGUAUCUGGAAUACCGACGAGACGGGCGUGUCUACAGUAAUGCAAGCUCCUAAGGUUAUUGCUGAAAGAGGAAAAAGGGUUGUAGGUCAAUGCGUAUCGGCAACGGGUAAAACAAUUCCCCCAUUAUAUAUUUUUCCACGUGUUCGAAUAAAAGAACAUUUUUUACACGGUGCACCACCUGGAUCAGUAGCCUUUGGCACAAAGUCUGGUUGGAUGACAACAACAAUAUUUGUAAAACUGUUAGAGCAUAUAAAAUAUCAUACCCACAGCAGCGCAGAGAGCCCGAACCUCUUACUUCUUGACAACCAUGAAACACAUGUGUCAGUGGAUGCAAUUAAUUACGCAAGAAAUAAUGGUAUCGUUUUAUUGUCCUUCCCACCUCACUGUACCCACAGCAUGCAACCCCUAGACAAAGCGGUCUAUGGGCCUUUCAAGCAGAGGUGCAAGGUGUCAUUCAAUAAUCACCUCCUUAGCAUUCCUGGAAAACAGAUAACUAUAUAUGAGGUUGCAAAAUUAACGGCUGAACCUUUUUUACAGAGCAUUACCCCAAAGAAUAUAGUAAACGCAUUUUCUUCUACUGGACUCUGGCCCAUAAAUAGACUUAUUUUUACCGACGACGAGUUUUUUGGAGCAUACGCCACAGAUCGUCCAGUUCCCCAGGACAAAGAAAAUCAAGAAACUACCAUAUCUUUGUCAGUAUACGACACUCCCAGUACAUCGUCGCAAAUUAGCAUGAUUGCACCUGAUGUUAUCAAUCCAACAUCAGCAAAAACUUCAAUUUCUUCACUUAAAAACGAUGACACAGAAGAAAUCACUUUGAUGAUGCGCUCUUUACUCACCGAAAUUGUUGAUAAAGUUACACAACUAUCGAUAAUCAUACUUUCAAAUAUUUCCGUUAAACCUGCAGGUAUUAAACCGUUUCCCAAGGCGGGAGCGCGAAAAACUAACAGAAAAUCGAUGUUGGGAAAAUCGAGAAUUUAUACCAGCACUUCUGAGAAGACCAGAGUUGAAGAGAUGGAAGCAAACCGCAAAACGAAGGUUAAAAUCACCGGAACCAAAAAGAAGAUAUCUAUGGAUGAAGGAAUGGAAAUAAAACGAGAUAUGAAUAUUGCUAAGAAGAAACCUAGAAAAUGUAGACCCAAAGAAAUGCAUUCUUCAUCAUCUGAAUCAGAUCUGGAGCAAGAAUUAAAAAUAAUUAAAUUUAACACUUAUUCGUCUGAUUCUGAUGUUGAGAUGGAUCCAUCAGAUGUUGAAGACUUUAACAAACUAUUAGAUUAUGUAGAGAUCGCCUGCGAUGAUUUUGUCUUGGUGAAAUUUGCGACAAAAGAAAAACAUCAAUCACUAUGUUGGACAGGAUUCCUAAGAAAUCUAGCUAGGUGUUUGAAAACCCCUGAAAAUGUUCAGUACUAUCUAAACAUACAGUCAAAUUUUGAACAACCAGGUACGAGUUCUGUUCCCAGUCAAGAGGAUAAUAUCGAAAUCGACAAUGACGACAACAGCAGCGGCGCCGAAGAUUAG